Molecule: messenger RNA, 1451 nt
Organism: Vitis vinifera (wine grape)
Lineage: Eukaryota; Viridiplantae; Streptophyta; Magnoliopsida; Vitales; Vitaceae
Product: UDP-glycosyltransferase 79B9
Exons: 1
Coding region: 1-1377 (458 amino acids)
Molecular function (GO): UDP-glycosyltransferase activity
Source: RefSeq, a predicted model, not a curated record
AUGGCCAUGGCCAGGAACACAAAAUUUCAGAUAGCCAUGUACCCAUGGUUUGCUUUUGGUCAUCUGACUCCUUACCUCCAUCUCUCCAACGAGCUUGCUGAGAGGGGCCACAAGAUCACCUUCAUUUUGCCCGAAAAGACUCAAUCCCAGCUACAGCACCUGAAUCUUCAUCCUACUCUCAUCACUUUCCAUCCCCUCACCAUCCCCCAUGUUGAUGGCCUCCCUCCCGGAGCUGAAACUGCUUCCGACGUGCCCUUUUUCUCUCAUCACCUUCUCGCCACCGCCAUGGACCGCACCUCUGACCAAGUUGAAGCAGCCCUACGUGCCUUGAAGCCAGACUUUUUUUUCUUUGAUUUUCCCUAUUGGGCUCCGGCUUUGGCUUCCAAGCUAGGCAUCAAGUCGAUAUACUACAGCGCAGUUUGUGCAUCGGCCGUUGCCCACCACCCUCCCCCUGGUCGACAAGUUAGCAAAGACAGUACUCUGACUACAGAUGUGCCCCCGCCUGGUUACCCCUCCCCAACGGUGGUGCUCCGCUCCCAUGAAGCUUGGAUGGUGCAAUUCCUGUUUGCACCAUUCGGGGAAGGCGUCAACUUGUACCAACGCCUCACAACCGGCAUGAAAGGCUGCGAUGCCAUCUCUAUAAGAACAUGUCAAGAAAUCGAAGGACCCUUCUGUGACUACCUUGCAAGCCAGUAUGGAAAACCAGUGCUCCUAACAGGCCCCGUAUUGCCCAAACCUUUACCCACGCCAUUAGAGGACCGGUGGGCUCAGUGGCUGGGUGGGUUCAAGCCUGGUUCAGUAAUAUUCUGUGCAUUUGGAAGCCAAAAUUUCCCGGGAAAGGACCAGUUCCAAGAACUGCUCCUGGGGUUAGAGCUAACAGGCCUGCCAUUCCUAGUGGCUCUAAAACCACCGACAGGAGCUGCAACCAUUGAAGAGGCCUUACCGGAGGGGUUCCAAGAGAGGGUUGGAGGGAGAGGAGUGGUUCAUGGAGGGUGGGUGCCGCAGCCGUCAAUAUUGAGCCACCCAUCAGUGGGGUGUUUUGUGAGCCACUGUGGCUUUGGAUCAAUGUGGGAGUCCUUGACCAGUGACCCCCAAAUAGUGCUGGUACCGGAACUCCCUGACCAAAUAUUGAACACUAGGCUAUUGGCGGAAGUGCUAAAAGUUGCAGUGGAGAUUGAUAAGGAACAAAAUGGGUGGUUUUCAAAGGAGAGCUUGUGCAGAGCCAUCAGAUCAGUGAUGGAUGAAGAGAGUGAGGUGGGUGGUUUAGUGAGGAAGAAUCAUGCUAAGUGGAAGAAGACCUUGACAGGCCAGGGCUUUAUGAGCAAUUACAUAGAUAAUUUUGUCCAGCAACUGCAACAACUUUUGGAUAAAAAAUGAUCAAUCGCCGGAGAUCUUUCUUGAUUUAAAAGAAAUAUUGUUGCAGAAAAGUAUGUUUCUGAAGUAGAAAUAUA